GCCGUAAAACCAGAAGAAGAAUUAGAAGAAGAAGAAGAAGAAGAAGAAGAAGAGGAGGAGGAGGAAGCUGAAGCAUACUGUGCCGCGUGUUACCGCAGCACGUAUCAGGAGCUGCUUGUGAUCUGUGAGGAGCAAAACCUGUCCACACUGAAGUGUAGCAGCAUGGCUGGUGUUGAGCAGGUGGCAGCAGUCGGACAGGUUCUCGUGGACCCCAAACUUGACCUUACCCGACGGUUCCGAGCUUUGUUCACCCUGAAGAACCUAGGAGGUGCUGGUGCUAUAGAAUGGAUCAGUAAGGCCUUCACUGAUGAGUCUGCCCUACUGAAGCAUGAGCUGGCAUACUGCCUGGGACAGAUGCAGGACAGACGGGCUAUACCAGCCUUGACUGCUGUACUCAAAGACACACAGCAGGAGCCGAUGGUCAGACAUGAAGCAGCGGAGGCUCUGGGAGCAAUUGGUGAUGCAGUGGUUCUGGACCUACUGAAAGAAUUCAGCCAUGAUCCUGUCGUAGAGGUUGCAGAGACAUGUCAUCUGGCUGUCUGUCGUUUGAAGUGGCUGCAGAGUGAAGGAGAGAAGGAGCUGGAUGAUGCCAGUACAGAUAAGAACCCAUACUGUUCUAUAGAUCCAGCCCCUCCAGCGGUGAAGAAGAGUGUGUCCGAGCUGCGCAUCAUCCUGCUUGAUGAGAGUCUGCCACUAUUUGAACGCUACCGAGCCAUGUUUGCCCUGCGUAAUGCUGGCAAUGAGGAGGCUGUGCUGGCACUGGCAGAUGGCUUGCAGUGCUCCAGUGCUCUGUUCCGUCAUGAGAUUGGCUAUGUCCUGGGUCAGAUGCAGCACCCAGCAGCGGUCCCUGCCUUGUCUGCAGCUCUGGAGCGUUCCGGUGAGAACCCCAUGGUCCGACAUGAAGCGGCAGAGGCUCUUGGGUCCAUAGGCAAAGAAGAGUGUCUCGCUGUGCUGCAUCGCUACCGUGGAGAUGAAGAACGUGUUGUCAAAGAGAGCUGUGAAGUCGCUCUUGACAUGCUAGAGUAUGAAAACAGUGAACAGUUCCAGUAUGCAGACGGACUGGUCAGGUUACAGGGUUAAACAUCAGCAUCAUAACCAAAGGGGCCUUCACUCACAUCUCUUCUACUCUCUCUUCUGUUUCAUAACCUUAUAUAGCAAACACAGUUGGACAACUCAGUGCUAUGUAAAUAAAAAUAUAGAAUCCUCUAGGAUGAAGCUGCUGGUUCUGGGUGUGGUUGUUGCUGUAAAAGGGGACAGGGAGUGGCAAAGUCUUGUGCAUCUGUGUGUGUGACCUCUCCAAGAUUAGAUACGGCAAAAAAAACAGAGCCAAUGACAAUAGACAGUAAAACAUAGCAUAUUGUGUCUGUGUAUUUAAGUGAGUGUGUAACAGCUCAGGGCAGAUGUGUUUUUUGUUUUAAUUAUUGUCCUCUAAGCCACGUUUCUGUUUUGUAAUCAUUAGGAGCUACAGCACCUCCAGCUGGCUCACAUUGUCAAUCUGGGUUGAAGGUCAAAGGCCUGAUGGGCAAAUGUGGUAAUUUCAGUUGAAGGACUUCACCUCUGCUUUUACCAGUUUUUAAACAAGCCAAAUAUAAAGUGACUUCUUGGUUGUGGGUUUGUGGGUGUACAGUGUGUUGAAUACUACACAGCCCUCAUUGUAGGGAAAAUGCAUUCAAUCUGUAAUUUGUCACAGAGAUUAACAGUGUAUAAUCGUAGGAAGAUUAACAUUAAUGCUAACUCACUUUAUAAUUCAAAUCUGCAUCUUUCAUAAUUUACAAGCGGAUGAGUGCUGUAUGUAAAAUUAAAAUCAUGCCCUGUACAUUUUA
This is a messenger RNA of Acanthopagrus latus (yellowfin seabream), 1823 nucleotides long. RefSeq names its product deoxyhypusine hydroxylase/monooxygenase (gene dohh). Gene Ontology annotation, molecular function: deoxyhypusine monooxygenase activity. The transcript has 6 exons. Bases 163 to 1080 code for a protein of 305 amino acids. The record is from RefSeq and is a predicted model, not a curated record. NCBI's taxonomy places the organism in Eukaryota, Metazoa, Chordata, Actinopteri, Spariformes, Sparidae. Gene Ontology annotation, biological process: peptidyl-hypusine biosynthetic process.